This is a messenger RNA of Durusdinium trenchii, 375 nucleotides long. The record is from the annotation of a GenBank genome assembly. Lineage: Eukaryota; Dinophyceae; Suessiales; Symbiodiniaceae.
AUGCGACUUGUGGAGGCACUAGAUGAAGCGCCUUUGGGCAGCUGGAUGGAUGCUGAAGCAGUUUUAGAGCUGGAAUCCAUGAAAGAGGAGACAGCUGCCCGCCUCGAGAAACAGGGUCUGGAAAGUGCCCAACCUGUCGCGCCUGUUUCGUCGCAGUUGGGUGCCAAGCUUUCCAAUCGUGGUCUUUUGAUCACUCCCAAGACAGAAGCAGACUUGAGGCGCUGGCUAUCCGGGCAAAGACUUGAUGGACAAGAAGCCGGUGAGUUCCCAUUUGAGAACAGGAGACUCCGGAAGACACCCCCUGAGCUGCCCAGUACUGGUUUCCCGAUCUCCAAGGAGGAAGCUGAAAAAGCAAAGGAAGCGAGCAUUGCCUAG